AUGUCGGAGUCAGACAAUGGCCCUGUCGCAAGCGUGCCUUCAGAACUCACUCCCAAAAUUCAUUCAGCUUCAGUCGCCCAGUCUCCCGACGAUGCACCGCCAAGCACACCUCUCGAUAGCAUGGAUGUUUCGCCUGCACCCGAAACUGCGCAACCCCUCGAGACGCCUCAGUCGCAGCCCAUGACCGCCACCGCGUCUUCUUCCUCACAGCACCCCCCGCCCGACCAGGUCGAUGCAAACAGUGUAGGCCCUACAAGUUAUGGAACUCGUUCUAGGAAUCGUACUGGAGGACGCAUUAAUUAUGCUGAAGACAAAGAUCUAGACAUCGAGUUGGAGGCUUUGAGUAAACCUCAGCGGUCCAGCAAGAGAACCUCUGCUGCUGCCACCGAGAGUCAAGCUGCCACUCCUAGCUAUACUGCGGUCAAUUCUCUUGUUGACCAGCCCACUGACAAUGGGCCUGCCACGUCAUCUGCGGCCCAUACUCCGGCUUCAACCCCUGCUCCUGCGCCUUCAAAGAAGAGGAAACAACCUGGUGCCAACCACACUGUCGCUGCACAUUCGAGUGCCACCGCUUCCCGACUGAGAAAUACUGCCUCAGUCCCUUUCAAGGGUUAUGUUGAGACAAACAUGAUGAGUUUCACAAACUGUGGGCGCAGACUCAACCCGAAAAACCAGUUAGUUUCGGACGACGGCACAGUCGUGCAGGCAAACGAUCAUGUCUACUUUGUUUGUGAACCUCCCGGGGAGCCGUACUAUCUUGCGCGGAUCAUGGAGUUUCUGCACCAGAAGAACGACCCUGAACUUCCCAUUGAUGCGAUGCGAGUCAAUUGGUACUACCGUCCGAAAGACAUCCUCCGGCGUGUCCAAGACACUCGGGUCGUCUUUGCUUCAAUGCAUUCCGAUACCUGUCCCCUCACCUCGAUUCGUGGGAAGUGUAACAUUCAGCAUCUAUCUGAUAUCUCCAACAUGGACGAAUAUCGAUGCCAACAAGAUUCAUUUUGGUUUGACAAGCUUUACGACCGUUAUAUGCACCGCUAUUAUGAGGUCAUCCCUGUGCGCAAAGUCGUCAAUGUACCCCAGCGGGUCAAGAUGGUACUAGACCAAAGGUGGAAGUUUGUUCUGGUCGAGGUUGGUCGAGGUCGUGAAUUGACCAGCGAGAGCAAGAAGUGCACGAAAUGCGAGCAGUUUGCUAGCAAUCAUGACUCGGUCGAUUGUGCAGUAUGCAAGAAAACAUACCACAUGCGGUGCGUGAGGCCACCACUUCUGAAGAAGCCUGCUCGAGGUUUUGCGUGGGCCUGCGCUGCCUGCAGCAGGGCACAGGAGAUGAAGAUGGACUACCGGAAUACUCCUGCGGGCUCCGAAGCGGCCCAUGGAGAUGAUGACGAUCCUAUGGACGAGGACGAAGACGACAGUGGUCCGAGAACCCAAGACACUCGCGAGAGUAGCGCUGCCCCGGAGCCACAUCCAGAACCUACACCUGCCCAAAUUGCACAAGCAAAUCUGUGGCCGUGGCGAUACUUGGGGGUCCAUUCUCGAGUGGAGGACGCUCUAGAUUAUGACGAUCGUAUCUAUCCCCGUGCCAGCUCUAGACUUGGUCCUCGCCAUCAGGCAAAUGUCAACGUGUGGCAUGGUAGACCUGUGGAAUUGGUCAAGCCCGCUGAAAUCAAGCGAAAAUAUAUGAAACACACCAAUCUUAAAGGCGCCAAGCCUUCUAAGGAUACCGGUACUGACACGGACAAAGACCAUCGUCUCAAACGUCCUAAGUGGGUGGUUGACGAGCCGCCUGGCUACAUCCCCCGUGGACUCGAUGAGCCAGUUGAAAUCAAAGGUAAGAAGGAACAUACUGCUCAGUUGAUUUUCAAAAUGCCAGAACCACAGACCCUUGAAAGGGGUGGUGACGACAACAACGAGCCGCCGGAGGAUGCAGAAAGGAUUGUGGAUGACUAUAUGAAGCGAGUCAAGCCAAUCGCCCAACAGUACAACGUUCACGACACAUCGGUUGACUUUCUUACUAAAGCGAUCGAGAAGUUACAGGAGAACAAUUAUGAUGUCGAAAAAGCACUGCAAGCUAUGAAAGGAUUGUCCUUGAGAGCAGAUUUGAAGCAACCCGAUUUAAAUCGCGAAGAGAUCAAACGAUUUGAAGAAGGAGUCGCCAAAUAUGGGAGUGAACUCCACGCAGUGUCUCGGCACGUCGGAAGCAGUGUCAAGGAGUCAAGAAUUGUUCGUUUCUACUACAUGUGGAAGAAAUCUGAGCGUGGACGACAGAUCUGGGGCGCCUUCGAGGGGCGACGAUCAAAGAAAGAGUCCAAGCGCGCCGAUAAAGAAGGCAACGCCCCGAAAUUGCUAGAUGAUGUAGCACAUGACUAUGACGACUCCGCCUUUGACGACGAGAAAGCACAGCAGAAAAAGCGUGGCUUCGAAUGCAAAUUCUGUUCAACCCGUCACUCUAGACAGUGGCGACGGGCUCCGCAGACCGCUCCUGGUACACUUGUGCCCAAAGACCAGUCGGCCAAGAAUAGCAAAGAUAAAAGCCUAUGGCUGACAUUGGCGCUUUGUGGAAGAUGUGCAUACUUGUGGCGCAAAUACGCCGUUCAGUACGAAGACAUCGAAGAAAUCUCGAAGAAGAUCGCCUCAUCUGGAAGCAGAGCCGCUAAACGAAAGGUUGACGAAGAGCUACUACGUUUGAUCCUUGAGGCACAUCAGAUGUCAGGCGAUCCUAUUCCUCCUCGUGCAGCGGAUGAGGUGAACAAAGCUGGCCUGGAGGUGCCUGCUAAUAUCAUCCAACCGGACGAGCCACCCAAGAAGAAGACCAAAGCCGAUAAAGACGUCAAUGCUCAACCGACCCUAGACGUACCUCCCGUGGAGAAGAAGAAGCAAGUGCCAGAGAAGCCUCAAGAACCUCCCCCUAUUGAACCGGAUCCACCUAAGGUGAAAAUUCAUCCAUGUGCUGUUUGCCACGUGAUCGAUGUUCCGGGUCAGAAGUUGCUUAAAUGCCGAGACUGCAGGUUGCAUGUCCAUGGUGCUUGCUAUGGAAUAGGACCAAAAGCAAAUACGAACCCCUGGUUUUGUGACAUGUGCAGGAACGAUCACAAUUUACAAGUCUCGACGACCUAUGAGUGUGUUCUCUGCCCUGUCAAAUACACCCAACAGGAACUUAUGGAGCCUCUGAGAGCGACCCAUAAAAAGAAAACUGACCGCGACCGCGAAAAAGAACGCAUAGAACGCGAAAUCAUUCAGGAAGCGAGUCGGCGCUGGAGAAUGGAACAAGAAGCGGCAGGUCGCCCCGUCAACCCACGGGAAGCCCUUAAAAGGACGGCUUGGAACAAUUGGGUACAUGUCACAUGUGCAAUCUGGACCAAGGAGAUCAAAUUUGGCAAUGCAGAUUUGCUUGACGAAGCUGAGGGUGUCGGUUUCAUUCCUGCUGAAAGAUUUGAACCUGCGUGCAAGCUUUGCAAAAGGACUGGAUUGCCAACCGUCAAAUGCCACCAAACGAACUGCAACUCGUACUUUCAUGUGGGCUGCGGUCACCAGGCAGAGUACCUGUUCGGUUUUGACGUUGCCCCGGUUAAGAGCAGUCGACGAGAUGCCGUCAACGUGAUGAAAUUUGACAAUGAAAGUGGCAUUGUGACUGCUGCUAUCUGGUGCCCAGCCCAUCAACCGACAUCCUACGUGCACAGCAUGCUUGAGCCAACAGAGUCUGGCUUGACUGCCAUGCAGCUCUUCGCUCAUACAUACAAGCAAGUGGACGCUUCAACGACAGGGACGGUUCGACGCGCGGCUCAAUUCACCACCAAUAUUACUACCUCGGCAUUUCCAGUUCAUUCCUCACAAGGCCGUACUUCUGUCAUAAAUGGCACCACCAGUGGCUCUGCAUCGCAGAUUGAAAUGCCAGCAGGACACAGUCUUCGAUCCUCGCCGGCAGCCGAAUCACCACGAGCUCUCGACGAUACCGUGAUCGAGUCAAGGAAUGCCGAAUCAACAAUAAAGAAGUCUGGUGGCGUCAGAAAAUGCUGUACAUGCUUGGUGGAUGUUAGUCCUAGAUGGUGGCCCAUUGCACAAGAUGGCCAUGUUUCAUCACGCUCUCCACCAAUGACCAACGGAGCACAAGCAGAUGGCGGGUAUGGACCUAGCAAUGGAUCUUACGACACUUUCAUGACCAAUGGCCUUGUCAAGGCAGAACCCGUUGAUGGUCCUGCAGUGAGCUCUUUGGCCGAUGACAAGGCUUCUGCGCAAUAUCAAUGCCACAAAUGCCAUGUCUUGAAACGUGAGCCACCCACGUCACCCUCACAGAUCAAGCCACGCGAAGCACGCUCGAUUGAACCUGUUCAGGAAGUAUUUGCAUAUCCGCCACCGUCUUCCUUCCCUGCACCUCCUGCGCCGCCCACUUAUCCUCUCAAUCGUCCAUCGUUGGAUGUCUCACCACAUUCGCAUCCAAACGGAGCGCCGAUUGCCCCUCCACCUCCACCGCCUCCUUCUCAUCCUCCAGCAUGGCAGACUGCGCCUCCUCCUCCUCCUCCUCCUCCUCCUCCACACUGGUCUUCGGCAUCUAUCCGUCCUGCGAAUCAUCAAUCUCCUGUGGGUGGAAUUUAUGGUCAUUCAUCCCUCUAUCGGCCUGCUCCACCUCAUGAAUACAAUCCACCUCCUUACGGUCGACCACCACAUAGUUCACCAUAUGGAUCCGCUCCACCACCUCCUCCGGCCGGUCUUGCCACCAGCCACUUAGCGCAGCAUUCACCUCCUCCUGGACCAUACGGUCAUGGCGUGUCUCAUCAUUCUAUGCCACCUUCUGCUUCGCCGUCUCUGCCACCACGGUAUCCCUCACCCCCUCGAUUUGGACCAGAACGCCCUCCAGUACCAUCGCCUAGACUGGGACUCGGCGGUCGAGAUAUUCUAGCUCGUCCGUAUCCUCCUGAUCCACCUCGUCAAAGCGGGAUAGGCUCACCAGUCAAUGGAUAUACCGUGCCACAUUCGUCGAGUCAAAGAAUAUACAGCCAACAAGCGCCUCCGCCGCCACCACCGCUUACAAUUGCGAGACAGCCGUCAUCGUCACAGUCACUUGCCCAAAUUGCACAGCAAGCGGAACAAGCCGGACGGCCACAUUCUAGACAGGCGAGUGUUGAGAUGACAGGCACACAGAGGUUUGGUCCUCUAGCUGUGCCGAGCCCCACACAUCGGCCUAUCACUCCGGCCACUGGAGUACCGGCAAGGGAUGAGAAGAGAGAUGGACCUGGAGCGAGUGCGAGUCCUAGCCUGAGGAAUUUAUUGAGCUGA
Molecule: messenger RNA, 5271 nt
Organism: Exophiala aquamarina CBS 119918
Lineage: Eukaryota; Fungi; Ascomycota; Eurotiomycetes; Chaetothyriales; Herpotrichiellaceae
Exons: 2
Coding region: 1-5271 (1756 amino acids)
Biological process (GO): histone catabolic process
Cellular component (GO): Lid2 complex
Molecular function (GO): ubiquitin-protein transferase activity; chromatin binding
Source: RefSeq, a predicted model, not a curated record